AUGGGCGCUCGGCAGCAGCGGGCGGUGACCCCGCUCAGCGCUCAGCCCCGCCUCUCCCCCCCAGCGCUCAGCACCAGCGGCUCGGAGAUGGUCGGCGCCGUGGGCAGCUCCAUCACCUUCCAGCUGCAGAGCCCGCGGGGCAGCGCGGCCGCCUGGAGCUUCCACAACGACGUGGUUGUGACCGUGCGCUUCGGGGACCCUCCCGAGGCCACCUUCUUCGAGGACAGCUUCAAGCCCCGCUUGUCCUUCCCGGGGAACGGCAGCGCGCUCAGCAUCUCCCCGCUGCGGCUGGAGGAUGCGGGCACCUACACGGCCAAGAGCGCAGGGGUGAAAUCCACCUUCACCUUGCGUGUGUACGGGGAGCUGGAGGCGCCCUCGGUCACCUGCACCGGGCAGAACUGCUCCGCCGGGCCCUGCCGCUUCACCCUGCGCUGCGCCGCGGCCGGAGCCGGCGCCGGAGACGUCUCCUACGCCUGGAGCGUGGGGAGCGGGCGCAGCCCCGGGGCCACGGUGACGGUGGAGGAGCCCCCCCCGGGGGAGCCGCUGCUCGCGUGCACGGCGCAGAACCCCGUCAGCAGCCGCAACGUCACCGUGAGCUCGGCCGCUGCCCUCUGCGCAGGAGGCAAAGGGACAUCAGUGGGGAAAGCCGUGGCCAUGGAGGGGCUGGGGAUGGAGUCUCCCUGCCACUGCUCCGUCCGCAGCAUCACCCAUCCUCAUGCAGUGCAUCGCUGCUCUUCCACGUUGGACCGCACCCCCUCCAGCGGGCAGGCUGUGAUUGCGGCCACAGUGGUAGCCGGAUCCGCAGUGCUUUUAGCAUCGCUUCUCCUCGUGGUCUGCUGCAAACCCAAAGGUGAGCGGAGCCUGCGGGAGCCUGCGGGCCUGAGGGUCCCGUCCAUGGGGUCCAUCACGGCCCCGACACCGGGGGGGGGGGAUGCAGGCUGGAGGCUCUUCCACCUGCGUGCAGAUGAGGCCGUGAGCACAGAGCCCAGAGCAGAGUACACCACGGUGUAUGCCCAGGUUGGCCCCUUCCAGCAGACGGAUGAUGAGAAGAUGGGUAAGGGGCUGCCAGGCUGCGGGGAGCAGGAGGAGAAAACCCUCUACUCCUUGGUCAACCUGCGGGAGCAAUACUCCAGCUUGCUCUGA
Neopsephotus bourkii (Bourke's parrot) is the source of this 1143-nucleotide messenger RNA. RefSeq lists its product as uncharacterized. The record is from RefSeq and is a predicted model, not a curated record. The transcript has 8 exons. Bases 1 to 1143 code for a protein of 380 amino acids. Lineage: Eukaryota; Metazoa; Chordata; Aves; Psittaciformes; Psittacidae. Gene Ontology annotation, biological process: T cell activation. Gene Ontology annotation, cellular component: external side of plasma membrane.